Messenger RNA from Populus trichocarpa (black cottonwood), 764 nucleotides. RefSeq names its product vacuolar-sorting receptor 1-like. The transcript has 2 exons. NCBI's taxonomy places the organism in Eukaryota, Viridiplantae, Streptophyta, Magnoliopsida, Malpighiales, Salicaceae. The record is from RefSeq and is a predicted model, not a curated record. The coding region runs from base 145 to 594 and encodes 149 amino acids.
ACAGCUUGAAACUAACAUCACCUGAGUCAUUGAAAGGUGUUUAUGAAUGUGCGAUUGCUAAUUUCGGAGUUCCUCAAUAUGGAGGAACUUUAGUUGGUACUGUGGUUUAUCCAAAAGCUAAUCAAAAGGCAUGCAAAGGGUUUGAUGAGGUUGGUAAUAUCUCUUUCAAAUCUAGGCCUGGAGGGGUUACCUACUUUUGUCCUUGCUGAUCGUGGAGAUUGUUACUUUACCUUGAAGGCAUGGAAUGCACAGAACGGUGGAGCAGCAGCUAUUCUUGUAGCAGAUGACAAGGUUGAACCACUGAUUACCAUGGACAACCCUGAAGAAGAUGAUGCCGGUGCUGCAUAUCUGCAGAACAUCACUAUCCCCUCAGCACUUAUUAGCAAGUCCUUGGGGGACAGUAUCAAGAAAGCUCUAUCUAAUGGAGAGAUGGUUAACAUGAAUCUUGAUUGGACAGAGUCUCUUCCACAUCCUGAUGAACGGGUUGAGUACGAGUUCUGGACAAAUAGCAAUGAUGAGUGCGGGCCAAAAUGUGACAGUCAGAUUGAGUUUGUCAAGAACUUCAAAGGUGCAGCUCAGAUAUUCAAGAUCUGAUCAGCUACACCUCUCAGGAUUACUCUCGUGAAGAAUUGGUGUUUACAAUUUCAAUUACUCUCGUGAUUGAUGUUUACAUUAAUGAUGUCGUAACUAUUUCAUGUUUUAAUAAACUUCGAAUCCCAAGAGAUAAUCUUAUUGGUAAAAUAAAAGUUUAUUUUCCCUUUUAA